Messenger RNA from Pyrgilauda ruficollis (rufous-necked snowfinch), 2934 nucleotides. It is a transcript of the gene EMILIN1, whose product is annotated as elastin microfibril interfacer 1. The coding region runs from base 158 to 2878 and encodes 906 amino acids. The transcript is spliced from 6 exons. Gene Ontology annotation, molecular function: protein binding. The record is from RefSeq and is a predicted model, not a curated record. NCBI's taxonomy places the organism in Eukaryota, Metazoa, Chordata, Aves, Passeriformes, Passeridae.
GCGAGGGGCUGGCCGAGGGGCGGCCGGGGGGAGGGCAGAGCCGAGCCGAGCCGUGCCGAGCCGCCCAGAGCCGCGGAGCCGCGACGGGACACCACAUGCGGUCCUGAGCCGCGCCGGACCGCGCUGACCGAGCCGAGCGGAGCCGCCCCAGCCCAGCAUGGCACCCUGGCUCUGGCCGUGCCUUCUGGCCGCGCAGGCCCUGGCCGCCAACUUCCCCCCCCGGUACAGCCUCUACACCGGCGGGGCCGCCCCGCUCGCCCCCGGCCCGGCCGCGGCCCACAGCGGUGCCCGGGCCGCCAGCCGGCACAGGAACUGGUGUGCCUACGUGGUGACACGCAGCGUGAGCUGCGUGGUGGAGGAUGGCGUCGAGAGCUUCAUCAAGCCAGACUACCAGCCCUGCGCCUGGGGGCAGCUCCAGUGCCCCCGAGUCCUGGCGUACCGCAGCUUCCUCCGGCCCCGCUACAAGGUGUCCCAGCGCACGGUGUCCGAGCUGGCCUGGCGCUGCUGCCAGGGCUACUCGGGGCCGGACUGCAGCGAGGGGCCCGCUCCAGCAUCCCCCCAGCCCACCGGCCGCCCCCCGCCCCGGCCCGGCCGCCCCACGCUCUCUGGCUUCGGCAACCCCCUCAGUGGCCUGGGGGGCGAAGGCGGCGGAGACUCGGAGAAGGUGCGGCGGCUGGAGGAGCAGGUGCGGCGGCUGAGCGAGCAGCUGGAGGAGCUGCGGGCCGGGCAGGAGCCGCCGCGGGCGGCUGUGGAGGGGCAGCCCGGGGGCGAGCAGCCGGCUGACGCGGCCGCCCCCGCCGAAGUGCGGGAGGCGCUGAGCCACCUUCAGCGGCGCCUGGAGGAGCUGGAGACCCGCCUGCACCGCACCGAGGGCGGCCGGGACGGCCCAGGGGCUCCGGGGGGCCCGGGGACGGCGGCACUGUACGAGCUGGAGCAGCGGCUGCAGGAGCUGUGCGCUGCCUGCACCACCGGCACCGAGGGGCUGCGGCGGCAGGCGGCCGAGGACCGCGAGCGGAUGCGGGCGCUGGAGAAGCUGGUGGGCUCGGUGGACAAGCGCAACAGGGAUGCGGUGGAGUCGGUGCAGAGGCACAUCAGCAGCCUGAGCAGCCGCCUGGCCCCCGUCCCGGCGGCUCCCCCGUCCCCGGACGUGCUCCGUCGCCUGGCCGAGCUAGAGCGGCGGCUGGAGGGGCUGCCGGUGCCGGCAGCGGGGCCGGGGCAGGGACCGGUGCUGGCGCGGCGGCUGGCCGAGCUGGAGGGGCGGCUGAACGCUUCGCGCGCCGGCCCGUGGCCCUCCGAGCCCGAGGGGCGGCCGGCUGGGCUGCCGGGGCGCCUGGCCAACCUCAGCCGGGCCGUGGAGGGGCUGGCGGCGAGCGGGGCGCAGCGCGGUGCCCGCCUGGACCAGCUCGAGGGGCUGCUGGCCCGCUGCGGCCCCCCGUGCCCGGGGCAGGACGGGGCGCUCGGCCCCCACCUCCGGCAGCCAGGGGACACCGAGGGUCUCUGGGAGGACGGGCUGACCGGGACCCUGGGAGUGCUGCAGGGAGAGGCGCUGGCCGAGGAGCUGGAGCAGCUCCGCAACCGGACAGGGCGGCUGGAGGCGGCCCUGGAGGAGCUGGGCGGCGACCCCUGCGCCCGGCCGUGCGCCUCGCCGUCCCCCGGGGAGCCGGAGCAGCUCCCGCCCGGCCCCGCGGAGCCGGAGGAGCCGGAGGCACCGCUGGAGGGCUUCGGCGUCUUCGGGGGCCCGUCCCCGUCGGAGCUGCGGGUGCUGCGGGGGGAGCUGACGGCGGCGCUGGCGGCCCUGAGCGGGCUCAACGCCACGGUGGAGGGGCUGCAGGACGCGCUGGAGGAGCAGGACGCCCGGCAGCGCCAGCUGAGCGCCGCCACCGACCGCGUGGUGGCCGAGCUGGACCAGGCGGCGGCGGCGUCGGCGGCGCGACAGGCGGAGAGCGAGGAGCGGCUGGAGGCGCUGGCGCGGGAGCUGUCGCGGGCCGGGGGCUGCCCCGCGGGGCUGGAGCCACGCGUGGCCAAGCUGGAGGGGGUCUGCGAGCAGCUGGAGGCGGUGGCCGGGGGGCUGCGGGGCGUCCGCGAGGGGCUGGGCCGGCACGUGGCCGGGCUGUGGGGCGCCGUGCGGGACCUGAACGCCACGGCCCGCGGGCAGGCCGCCCUGCUGGACAAGGCGCUGGAGCUGCCAGCCCGGCUCGGCGCCCUCAACGCCAGCCUGGGCCACCUGCGCGGGGAGCUGCAGCGCCUGGCACGGCUGGAGCGACACGGUGCGGGGACGCGGGGGACGCCGGGGGGACGGGGGGGGACGUGGGGCACUGCGGGGGCUGCGGGGCUGCUGGGCCGCAGAGGGUACCAGGGGCAGAGGGGGCGAGGGAAGGGGGCGCAGGGUGCCUCACGCUGCCCCGUGCCAGGCGCGGUCGGGGAGCCGGGCUCGGUGCCCCGCGUCGCCUUCUCGGCCGCCCUGAGCACGCAGCGCACGGAGCCAGGCACCGUCCCCUUCGACCAGGUGCUGCUCAACGACGGCGGCGCCUACGACCCCGAGACAGGCACGUUCACGGCGCCGGUGCCCGGGCGGUACCUGGUGAGCGCGGUGCUCACGGGGCACCGGGGCGAGGCGCUGGAGGCCGUCCUGUCCCGCUCCGGCCACGGCAUCGCCCGCCUGGACUCGGCCGGCUUCCAGCCCGAGGGGCUGGAGAAGGGGCCGGUGGCGGCGCGGGGCCCCAGCCCCGGUGCCCUCGGCGUGUUCAGCCUGCUGCUGCCGCUGGCGGCCGGCGAGACGCUCUGCGUGGACCUGGUGUCGGGGCGCCUGGCGCACGCCCCCGACGAGCCCCUCACCACCUUCAGCGCCGCGCUGCUCUACGACUCCGAGGAGCCCUAGAGCCGCCGGGGGCACGGCCGGCCCCGCCGGGACCCCCGCCCCACCCCGUUAUUUAU